AUGUCCUCCAUCCUCAAGAAGGCCGCCGUGGUCUCCAUCCCCACCGUCCGCCAGGCCCUCCUCCGCUCUAACCCCGUCCUCGCCACCUCACUCCUCGCUAAGCGCGCCUACAACUCCAAGAAUGGUGUCGAGAUGACUGUCCGUGAUGCCUUGAACUCUGCUUUGGAGGAGGAGAUGACUGCCGACGAGAAGGUCUACUUGUUGGGUGAGGAGGUUGGACAAUAUAACGGUGCCUACAAGGUGUCGAAGGGAUUGCUGGACAAGUUUGGCCCCAAGCGCGUGAUUGACACCCCCAUCACCGAGUCUGGAUUCUGCGGUCUUGCGGUCGGAUCGGCAUUCGCAGGAUUGAAGCCAGUGUGCGAGUUCAUGACUUGGAACUUUGCCAUGCAGGCCAUCGACCAGAUUGUCAACUCUGCAGCCAAGACCCAUUACAUGUCGGGCGGUAACGUUAAUUGUCCUAUUACAUUCCGUGGACCCAACGGAGCUGCUGCUGGUGUUGCUGCUCAGCAUUCGCAGUGCUUUGCGGCUUGGUAUGGAUCAGUCCCUGGUCUUAAGGUUGUUUCGCCUUGGAACUCUGAAGAUGCCAAGGGUCUCUUGAAGGCUGCUAUCCGUGACCCCAACCCCGUGGUCGUCCUCGAGAACGAGCUGAUGUACGGAAUCUCCUUCCCCAUGUCCGAGGCCGCCCUCUCCAAGGACUUUGUCGUCGAGAUCGGCAAGGCCAAGAUCGAGAAGGCCGGUACUGACAUCACCAUUGUCGCCCACUCGCGCUCCGUCGGUUUCGCCCUCGAGGCCGCCUACCUCCUCGAGAAGGAAGGAAUCUGCUCCGCCGAGGUCAUCAACCUCCGUUCCAUCCGUCCCCUGGAUACCGAGACGAUUAUCAAGUCUGUCAAGAAGACUAACCGUUUGGUCACCGUUGAGGGCGGAUGGCCCCAGUAUGGAGUUGGAUCGGAGAUCUGUGCUCAGAUCAUGGAGUCCGAGGCGUUUGACCAUUUGGAUGCCCCCGUUGUUCGUGUGACUGGCGCGGAUGUUCCUACACCCUAUGCCCAGAACUUGGAGGCGUUUGCCUUCCCUGAUACUGAGGUCAUUGCCCGUGUUAUCAAGCGUACCUUGACCAAGAAGAUCGGCGCUUAA
Linnemannia hyalina is the source of this 1131-nucleotide messenger RNA. NCBI's taxonomy places the organism in Eukaryota, Fungi, Mortierellomycota, Mortierellomycetes, Mortierellales, Mortierellaceae. The record is from the annotation of a GenBank genome assembly.